Molecule: messenger RNA, 1157 nt
Organism: Magnolia sinica
Lineage: Eukaryota; Viridiplantae; Streptophyta; Magnoliopsida; Magnoliales; Magnoliaceae
Exons: 5
Coding region: 223-1026 (267 amino acids)
Biological process (GO): endoplasmic reticulum to Golgi vesicle-mediated transport
Cellular component (GO): endoplasmic reticulum membrane; COPII-coated ER to Golgi transport vesicle; endoplasmic reticulum-Golgi intermediate compartment
Source: RefSeq, a predicted model, not a curated record
UAUUCCUUCACCUGCAAGCAACGGCCUUGCCUGCUCUCAAAGGGCUGCCACACCCAUUCACCAUCUCCUCCUUUCUUCGUGUAGUCUCCUCACCCUUCUCUGUGUGCGCGUAGCCCGCGUAAUCUCUCACAUCUGGGUGCGUGUACCUUCCUCUCGAACCCUAAUCUCUCUCUCUCUCUCUCUCUCUCUCUCUCUCUCUCUCUCCAGAAGAAGAAGACAUCAAUGUAUGAUAAUUUGGGACGCCAGCCUGGGGUGCCAAGACCACCCUUGAACCCCCAACCAAAUCCCUUUGGAGAUUCAUUCUAUGGAGCUGGAUCAGGACUCAUCCGAGGUGGGCUGGGUGCAUACGGGGAGAAAAUCCUUGGAUCGAGCUCUGAGUACGUGCAAAGCAAUAUCAGUAGGUAUUUUUCGGAUCCUCAAUACUACUUUCAAGUGAAUGACCAAUAUGUGAGGAACAAGUUGAAGGUUAUCUUGUUUCCAUUCCUACACAGGGGACAUUGGACGAGGAUAACAGAACCAGUCGGGGGCAGGCUCUCUUAUAAACCUCCAAUCUAUGACAUCAAUGCUCCGGAUUUGUACAUUCCCUUCAUGUCAUUUGGCACCUAUGUGGUUAUUGUGGGCUUCGCGUUGGGCCUUCUUGGAAAGUUUAGCCCCGAAGCUUUGAGCCUGCAGUUUUCAAAAGGAUUGCUAGGCUGGUUUUUGCAGGUCGCCCUGCUUAAAGCUUCCUUAUAUUCACUGGGUACUGGAGAGGCCCCACUGCUGGAUAUUGUUGCAUAUGGUGGGUAUGCUUUCACUGGCAUGUCGCUGGCUGUUCUGGCGGGCAUCUUCUCAAGAUAUGCUUAUUACUGCCUGAUGCCGUGGACGUGCAUCUGCAUGGGGGUGUUCCUGGUGAAGACCAUGAAAAGGGUUCUCUUCGCAGAGGUAAGGAGCUACGAGAAGCAUUCAAGCCGACACCACUACCUGCUACUGUUCAUGGCCGUGGCCCAGUUCCCAUUGUUCUUCUGGUUAGGCAAUGUGGGGUCAUGAAUUCCGACUGCGGCUCUCCUAUAGAAACUGUGUAUUCUAUUGGCAUGCCCAAGGUGGCCUGUCUGAAUCAGACGGUAGUUGUGCACUUGUUUGGCAUUUUGGGUCGUUGUAGGAUGUCGAUGCUUUGCAUC